AUGUACAGUGGCCAGCGAACGCAGUUGUAUACCAAUGGAAGCAUUGACUUUUACCCUCUAUGGACGAAGGGGGUGUCAGAACAUUCAGCAGAAUCCCAUACCUACAGCACCGCGGCUUUGGAUCUGUUUGAGACCCUCGAAUGUUCCGGACUUCGACAGUUCGUGUUAAGUCCCGACCUGAGGGAGGACACUAAGUUCCUUUACGGAGGCCGUGACGACGUCGCAGAAGGCGCAAGCUACAGGAUCUGUACGAGGCUGAUGGUAGUGAACGGGAGCACCAAGCUCGUUGCUAUCAAGGUUGUCAAAGGCUCGCUCUACAGCUCACAAUUAUCAUCUCAUGGCGCUGCCGCCGCAUCGAGGCUUCAGACAAUCCGCAGAGAUAUUUUGAUCAUGACCAGACCACAAUACAGGAAGCAAGGUGGCCAUCCCCAUGUUCUGUCAUGCCUUGGUUACGGUUGGAAUGCCACCAAAGAGGCGGCAGUAUCUGCAUUUCUGGUAGUGCCAUGGGCACAGCACGGGAAUUUGCGCGACUUCAUACGGGGACUACACGUCUCGUAUGCUACAAAGAAGGAACUUUUCAAACAAGUAUGUCUUGGCCUCAGAUCCUUGCACAUGCAUGACAUCGCACACGGCGACGUCAAGAUGGAAAAUGUGCUUGUCUUCAACCGUCCUCAUCUGGAGACAGAAGAGGGCAUACGAGACUAUGAGGUUGCACGAAAAAAAUACCCUCAAGUGCCGCCAAUCUCAGAGAACGUACACCUACGCCUGUGCGAUUUUGGCUGCUCGGUCUCGACAAACAGCGAUAGUUACAUUGGUACCACGGUCUACAAUGCCCCCGAGGUUCGUAGUGGAGCUGUCAACCACACACUUGCUCAUGGCAAAAUGUCCAGGUUCACCAAAUGCGACAUCUUUUCGUGUGGGCUCCUCCUUGUGGAAAUGCUGUUGGACCGUCGAAGUAUCGCUUCGGAGGACAAAGUGCAGACGAUGGAUCUCGGUGAGAAAUCAGAACUUCCGGCGCUUGACUUUGCCCUAGAUCUUGUACUCCAGAUUUCGGCAGAUUCAAGAUGGAGCGAAAGAGGACGCGUUGUAUUCGGAGAUCUCUUCACCAGCAUUUUCAGUGCAACUUUGAAAUUUCGUCCAGACCAGAGACACUCAGUGGACCACCUGCUAGACCUGAUCGAAAGGGCCACAUGGCGGUUGACUUUCGCUUCGGAUGACGACGAAACGCUGAAGCUCAUCAUAGGCAAUGCCGGCACGCUGAACCUCUACGAUCCCAUGCAUCAAUUAAACCAAAUCGAUCCACUUCCACAACCGGGCGAUGAAGACUUACCUCGUGUUGACUUUGAGAACUUGCCCCUUUCCAUGAUCUCGCAGCUCGUUUCCUCCUGGUAUGAGACGUCUGUCAAUGGGAAAGGCGAAGCCGCUGACCUGGCUGCUGACCGUGUGGUUUUGCUCUGCCUGGAGCGAAGGUGGACAAAAGUGACGGACACGGAUGGAUUUCUCUCAAUCCUCGAGACCUAUGUUCGACAAUGUCGUGGGCACCAUGCCCCACUUCUCUACUACAGAUUAUUGCACUCACUAGGUCGAGCAAGACCAAACAUCGUCGUCAACAAUCCUCAAAGUCAAGAAAUAAUCGACCUCGAGUGUAGUCUCGUGGAUGGAUGUGUUUCAAACGCAGAGUACGAAUAUGAGCGAGUGAGGUCCUACCGAAAUCUCAUUAGAUCGACAACCAAGACUACUCUGCCUGAUGAGCUGGUUGAGCAACAGGUGCGCCUAGCUAUCCCGAAAGAGAACAGUGCGCACCUGCUUUGGAACGUUACAAGCAUUCGCCAUGUAUUCCACAGCCCUGAGGUGUUGAUUUGGCUUGUGCAAGCGGGCGAAGUGUCUAUUCUGCGAGAAGUGCUGCACGCAGACGAGACCGCGCUGAAUUCCAAUAAUGCUUCGUUGGUGCACAGAUUGUUGAUGGAGGCUUGCAGAAUGGGCUAUCUGGAAGUUUUGGAGUGUCUGUCUGAUGCUAACCGCGUUAAUUUUUCGAAAUUCAAGCUCCCAAGCAACAAGAAUCCCUUGCACUUCCUCGCCACGUUCGACCGCGCAGACGUUGACCAGGCAAUUUCCCUUCUGAUGAAGGCGGGAUACAGUUUGAAUGAUGAUGUUGACAAGGACGACGGGAUCCGUUAUACAUUUUUGCCUCACUAUAUGUUCUGGGGAUCACCUCUCUCCGUUGCUGUGAUGCAUAACCGCACCGACAUUGUGCGCGCAUUACUCGAUCAGGGGUCAGAGGUCAGGUCCAUGGGCAGGCAUCACAGCUCCCCUCUCAACAUUGCGGCCCGCUGCAAUAGACCUGAGAUGGUGCGUCUUCUCUGUGAAAGGCUCCCCGACAAGAAAAAUAUUACUAUGUCCCCAUUGCGGACCCUUGCACUUGGGAAUCCGUAUGGCCAGGAGCUCGUGAGUGGGACAGAAAAAGUCAAGAUGUUAGGAGAAACCGUAGAACUGCUCAUAAAGUACGGCUUCGAUAUAAAUGAGCAAGCAGAGGCUAUUCCCGCGGCUGGCUACCAUGCGGAAAUCAACAUCUUCGAGCGUGCGCUGCGCGAUUGCGACUUCACGGUUGACUUUUGCGUGCUUGAUGUGUUGCUUGACUGUGGGUUCAAGUGCGAAGUACCCGCACCCUCGCUACCAGAACAUCUCGAGCGACACCACGAAGGAAUUCAAGUCCGGCUAAUAGCCUACCUCAUCGAGCGAGGGCUGGUGUCUGCGCAGAGUGACUUGCGUGGCCUUUGCUACACUUUGGUGUAUCGAGGGAUGGCAGGGACGCUCGACGUCGUGUUGAGAGGGCUGCCCGAAUGCAAAUCUUUCUUAGGCGGGGAAACCUUUCUAGACGGACAUGUGUCACCGCUCCAGUUUGCCGUCAGUAUGCGCGCUGAAGCAGACAUGAUGACUGUCCUGCUCGAUCACGGCGCCUCAGUCAAUGGCACUGUGGAAUUUACUGGAUCCAGUGGAUUGCGGCACUCCAUGACAUACUUCGAGGUUGUCGUAAGUAGUGGCCAGCCGGAUGUCAUCGAUCUCUUCAUCGACCGUGGUGUCGAGAUCACGCCGAACAUGCUCAUGUCUUUUGCCGCCGACCGCCACCUACGCGUCAACGAAAAUCACAUCCUCCACCAUCUGCUGCGCAUAGAAGACGAGAACUCGGAUAGCGAACGGGUCCGUCAUUUGCAUGUAGUCAUGCUCCUUGGGCAGACGGUCACUGACGAUGAAGACGGCGAGAUUGUUUACGAAGCUCUCCUGAAUAUCGCCGUCACGCGGUUCAAUCUGGAUGCGAUUCUCAGCCUUCUUUCGAUCCGUGUACCUAUCCAGGAUUGGCUAUACCAGAAGCUGAUAAUUAUACUCGUGACGCAUGCCAUCGUUGCCGGCUGCUUGGCCAAAGACGCUCAAGACAAAUACAUCAAGGAAAAGGGAUUCGAAAGCCUGCGCCAGUUUCUCAUCGCCAUAUGGAAGCUCCUGGUCCACUGGGCUCUUCAACAAGAGGAGUCAUCAUCAUCAUCAGAGGACAGUCUGGGCUUUUCCUACCUGCACUGGGCUGCGAUCAUGUCCGAUCCAGAGAUCACGCACGAAUUGAUCGCCGGUGGGGCCGAUGUGUUUGCCCAAGGCUGUGGGGGACACGUUGCGCUGGACGUGGUGUCCCUGGUAUCUUUUCGUAACGACGACGAUGGUGGCGACGACGACGGACUGGACGCCUUUACUCGGGUUUAUAAACUUCUGUUCGGCGAGCAUCUCAAUCAACUUCAAGUGGCUCCGCCCAGAGACGCAAAUGGCGUGGUACAGCUGGACCAACAGACGAUGAAAGAAUUCGUCAGGAAGUCUCAUUCGGGCGCACUUGAAUUCCUGCUUCGGAGGCUGCUGACGUGCGAAGCAUUGAAUGACAGGAUGCUGUGCGAGCGGGCACGGACGUUACAGCCAAAGGAAGACCAGGACGACUUUUGGCUCUACCUGGCGAAUUUCUGGCUUCUUCAGGAUGCACGUGAAGAGCUUGUAUACUCCAAAGCGUGGCUGGAAACGGUAUCGUGGAAGGACGGUAUAAUGUGA
Messenger RNA from Exophiala spinifera, 4080 nucleotides. RefSeq lists its product as uncharacterized. Gene Ontology annotation, biological process: mitotic DNA damage checkpoint signaling; protein phosphorylation. The record is from RefSeq and is a predicted model, not a curated record. The transcript is spliced from 3 exons. Gene Ontology annotation, cellular component: nucleus. The coding region runs from base 1 to 4080 and encodes 1359 amino acids. Lineage: Eukaryota; Fungi; Ascomycota; Eurotiomycetes; Chaetothyriales; Herpotrichiellaceae. Gene Ontology annotation, molecular function: ATP binding; protein binding; protein serine/threonine kinase activity.